UUUCAACAGUAUGUUGCUACGACAAUGAACAAAACCGUUUUACGGCAGGCAUGUACAUGUGUGAAGCUUGUUGUUAGCUGAGUAGUUAACGGCUACGUCUUGUUUUCCUCCCCGAGCUUGAAAAAAAAGGUGACACGGUUAAGGCUUUUAACCCGGACAAAUGGAUGUUGGAGAGCUCCUGAGCUAUCAGCCUGAUAGAGGAGCAAAGCGUCCCAGGCAGGAUGAUGGAGGUGCAGCGGGAGGAGAAGAGGACACCAGAGGAGGGAAACAGCAGAAAGUGCUGGGUGUCAGGGAGUUGGCCAGAUACCGGGAAGUUGCAGCAGGAAUGGGAAUUGAAGGAGGGUUAGAGAUGAGGGAGACUGAGGAGCUGACUGGGGACAAGAAGAAGAUCCUGGAGAAGCUGAUGGACCAGGAUGAAGAUGAACCUGAGGCAGAGCCGGUGGAUGAGAGUUCAGUGAAGAAGAUGAUCCUGACCUUUGAGAAAAGAUCAUACAAAAACCAGGAAUUGAGGAUUAAGUUUCCAGACAAUCCAGAAAAGUUCAUGGAGUCGGAGCUGGAUCUGAAUGACAUUAUCCAGGAAAUGCAUGUAAUUGCCACAAUGCCAGAUCUCUACCACCUGCUGGUGGAACUCAAUGCCGUCCACUCCCUGCUGGGCCUCCUCAGUCAUGAAAACACUGAUGUCGCCAUAGCAGUGGUCGACCUUCUUCAGGAGCUGACAGAUAUUGACACACUCCACGAGAGCGAGGAGGGUGCUGAGGUGCUCAUAGAUGCUCUGUUGGAGGGACAAGUGGUGGCCUUGCUGGUGCAGAAUAUGGAGCGGCUGGAUGAACAAGUGAAAGAGGAGGCUGACGGCAUCUAUAACACACUGGCUAUCAUAGAAAAUAUGGCAGAGUUCAGACCAGGCCUGUGUGCCGAGGCAGCCCAGCAGGGACUCAUGCAGUGGCUGUUAAAGAGAAUUAAGGCAAAGAUGCCGUUUGAUGCUAACAAGCUGUACUGCAGUGAGAUCCUGGCUAUCUUGCUGCAAAACAAUGACAAUACCAGAGAGCUAUUGGGUGAGAUGGAUGGCAUUGAUGUGUUGCUGCAGCAACUAUCUGUGUUUAAACGCCACAAUCCUUCCACAGCCGAGGAGCAGGAGAUGAUGGAGAACCUCUUUGAUGCUCUGUGUUCCUGCCUCAUGCUGCCCACCAAUCGGGACCGCUUCCUCAGAGGGGAAGGCCUUCAGCUAAUGAACCUCAUGCUUAGAGAAAAGAAAAUGUCUCGAACCAGUGCUCUGAAGGUCCUGGACCAUGGGAUGAUUGGACCAGAGGGAGCAGAUAACUGCCAUAAGUUUGUGGACAUCCUGGGCUUGCGAACCAUCUUCCCACUUUUCAUGAAAACCCCCAAGAAGAUGAAGAAAACUGGUGCUUCUGAGAAAGAGCAUGAAGAACACGUGUGCUCCAUCAUUGCCUCCAUGCUGAGAAAUCUCAAGUCCCAGCAGAGAAGCAGACUCCUCAACAAGUUCACAGAAAACGACUGUGAGAAGGUUGAUCGACUGAUGGAGUUGCAUUUUAAGUACCUGGAGGCUGUUCAACAGGCUGACAAGAGGAUCGAAGGAGAGAAACAUGAGAUGGUUCGUCGCGGGGAGAUCCUAGAUGACAGCAUGGAGGAUGAGUUCUACCUUCGCCGCCUGGAUGCCGGACUAUUCGUCCUUCAGUUGAUCUGCUACAUUAUGGUAGAGAUCAGCAACUCCGGGAUCUCACAGCUGCAGCAGAGAGUCCAUCAAAUUCUCAACCUUAGAGGAGGCUCUGUCAAAGUAGUACGCCACAUCAUGAGAGAGUACGCAGAGAGCAUCGGAGAUGGGAAGAGUGACGAGUUCAAAGAAGCUGAGCGGAAGAGGAUCAUGGACCUUGUAGACAACUUCUAGUCUCACUUUUUCCUCUCUCUCUCUUAAACACAAACAGUAUGUUCUUACAUGUGAGAACAUUGAAACCCCUCAGUUCUGAUCUGUGAUCGAUGGUGACAGUCAGCUUGAGCCAGUGGUCUGUUGUUCUGUAACAUACUGAAACUGAAGUCACUGAGGAUGUUUACAUGCAUAGAAAUGCUUCUAAAAACCUUUAAUCAUUUUCAUUUUUUAAAAAGAGCAUGAAUCUUUGACAUCCAAUGUUGGGAAAAAGGACCAAGAAACUCAAAUAAUAAGAUAAACUAACUGAAAAUUAUAUGUUUUAAUUAUUUCAAUCUUAUUCAUCCAAUAAACACAUCUGUAUGUGUCAGAGAAUUGGUUAAAAUCCAGUGAAGACUGUGCAUGUAAACGUGCUUACUGUGGAAACAGUAGUAGUUAAGAUUGACUGAAACACACAGGAAACAGGAAAUGUUCUUAGAGUGGCAGUGCUGUCUAUAUUCUGUACUUUGCUGUUGAACACUGCGGGAUAAUUAUGGACAGACUUUGCUCUCCCACUGUACCUGUUUUUUUUGGGGGGG
This is a messenger RNA of Xiphias gladius (swordfish), 2457 nucleotides long. RefSeq names its product catenin, beta like 1 (gene ctnnbl1). The transcript is spliced from 16 exons. Gene Ontology annotation, cellular component: spliceosomal complex. Bases 161 to 1903 code for a protein of 580 amino acids. The record is from RefSeq and is a predicted model, not a curated record. Lineage: Eukaryota; Metazoa; Chordata; Actinopteri; Istiophoriformes; Xiphiidae.